This is a messenger RNA of Bombina bombina (fire-bellied toad), 2533 nucleotides long. It is a transcript of the gene YKT6, whose product is annotated as YKT6 v-SNARE homolog. Gene Ontology annotation, biological process: endoplasmic reticulum to Golgi vesicle-mediated transport. The record is from RefSeq and is a predicted model, not a curated record. NCBI's taxonomy places the organism in Eukaryota, Metazoa, Chordata, Amphibia, Anura, Bombinatoridae. The coding region runs from base 163 to 759 and encodes 198 amino acids. The transcript has 8 exons. Gene Ontology annotation, cellular component: Golgi apparatus. Gene Ontology annotation, molecular function: SNAP receptor activity.
AGCAAUGAGUAAAGGACGCGAUUUAUUUGCUUGUGUGACGUGUAACGGGAAGGGCUGUUUCCUAGUUCCUACCUGGGACCGAAAGGAAAAGAAAGAAAAACAGAUUGGAAGAAAGAUAGAGGGAGCUUGGGAGAAAAUAGUUGUGGGCAAGGCUACGACAAUAUGAAGUUGUACAGUCUGAGUAUUUUGUAUAAAGGAGAUUACAAGGUCCAUCUCUUAAAAUCUGCCUAUGAUGUAUCUUCUUUCAGUUUUUUCCAGAGAUCCAGUAUUCAGGAAUUCAUGACUUUCACCAGUCAGCUGAUAGUCGAACGGUCUGAUAAAGGAAGCCGGUCUUCUGUGAAAGAGCAAGAAUAUCUGUGCCAUGUGUAUGUGCGGAAUGACUGCCUAGCAGGUGUGCUUAUAGCCGAUCAAGAGUAUCCUCCUCGUGUUUGCUUCACCCUUCUGGAUAAGGUCCUUGAAGAGUUCUCCACCCAAGUGGACAGAAUAGACUGGCCUUCAGGCACCCCAGACACCAUCCAGUAUAACGCACUGGACUCUUAUCUAAGCAAAUACCAGAAUCCCCGAGAUGCUGAUCCUAUGAGUAAAGUACAGGCUGAACUUGAUGAAACCAAAAUCAUCUUGCACAACACCAUGGAGUCCUUAUUACAGCGAGGGGAGAAACUGGAUGAUUUAGUUAGUAAAUCUGAGGUGCUGGGAACUCAGUCCAAGGCCUUCUACAAAACCGCUAGAAAGCAGAACUCGUGCUGUUCUGUCAUGUGAUCAGACAUCGUCAGAGGAACAAUGUUAUAGGAUGCAGGACAAUGAACAAACUAUCUCUGGGGGCUGAGGCACCAAUCCAGCCAUGUCCUACCCGUCUUUAGACCACUCCCACCAGAGGACGUUUUAUGUCCUCCUUUGUUGUGGCAGCUUACACUCCCGAAGGGGUGUUUUUAACAUUGUAUGUUAAUGUGUGGUAUACAUUUUUUGCAGGAUACCCCCACUCCUCAAUCCUUCCCAGAAUAUUCCCAGUUAUAAGUCACUUUCCUUGGGAUACAAAGGAAUAAUUUGAAUUAUUUUUUUUAUCAUUCCUUUCUUUGAUGAUAAAACAUCGUACUUGUAUUCUAAUGAUGUACAUUAAGUCUGAUUAUAGACACGCUCAUUUUAUACUGUUGCUUUGUAUAAGUGUAUUACUCUGUAUAAGUGUAUUGUUAUAGAAUGAGCACAGCGCAUUCUAAUGGAGGAUAUUUCCUUACGAUGAUAAACAAAUUGGUAUACUGAUGUUGAGUAUCUAUACUCUUAUAUGGAACGUCUUAAAAACACUGCACAUGCUUCUGAUUACAAAGGGUUACUGGCCAUUUCUGCCAGGUACUAUAACUCUUCAACUAUCGUUACUGAUGUCCGGUAAUCGAGGUGCCAGGUCUCCCUGUGGGCUUAAAACAUCUCAUUUUGUGUUUUCGAAUUUGGUCUUUUAUGUUUUGGUGUCUUAAAGUGAUGGUAAACUCUCCCCUUUAUAAAAUCAGAUCUGGAAUGUAAGCGCUAUUUUAGAUGAAGUUUAAUUCAUUAGCUGUAAUGAAGAUGCAGUAUAACUUAGUUAUUAAUAUAGAUAUGAAAUUCAAAUACUCCUCCGCCCACUUCAAAAGUAAACUUUUCUGUGAGCUAACAGAUUGAAUUGUUGUCCAAUCAGCGCUCUCCCCAUAUGGCACUUUUGUUGUAGCUAGAGCAUUGAUUGGAAAGUAAUUCAAUCAUUUAGCUGACAGGAAAAUUGACUUUUGAAGUGGGUGGUGUAACGUGGGGUAUUUAAAUUUCAUAUCUAUAUUAAUAACUAAGUUAUAGCGCAUCUUCAUUGCACAUGAUGAAUAAAACCCCAUCUAAAAUAGCGCUUACAUUCCAGAUCUGAUUUUAAAAAGGGGAGAGUUUACCAUUACUUUAAGAAUCUAUGGGUUGUUGCAUUAUGUCAGUAUCCCUUUAAAAGUCCCUAUACGGCCUUUAAUCAUGAGAGAAUAGAGCAAAUCUAAAUUUUCAUGACAAACAUCCGGUUUCCAACCAAAAAUGUAAUUUGAACCCCAAAAUGAUCUCCCUGGGAGGGAUGGGGUUAAUCGUCUACCCUUCUCUUGUUCCACUGCGUGCUAUUAACCCUUAUUCCACCAUUUUCUCAUGUAAUCAUUUCUAUUUUAAACCCUUAGUAUUAUGGGAAGGUGCUGGUCUGCUGGAGGAUCCUGGGUAAGGCUGCCCAUUUUGCAAUACAAGAAUCUGUACAUCUGUCAGCAACCAGUUUCCCUGAGCUCUCCAGAUUGCCUUUCCCUUCUCUGUUGAAUAGUUAACCUAUUAACAACCUUGUCUCAGCAUCCUGCAAGCUCAUCAGCGAGUUCAAAUGGUUACCAAGCAUUGGUGAGCAUUGGGCCUAAUGACAUUGAAAAGGUUAAUUCUGCAUCCAGCAUCUGUAUAGAUAAAUUAUUAUUGUAUUUCAGUGUUUUUUUUUUUUUGUUUGUUUGUUUUUUGCAAAUCUUUCCAACAAAACUGUAUUUUAAUAAAGACUGACAUUUAUGUACCAAAA